AUGAGCAGCCAGCGGAAGGCUGCCCAGAACAGAUUGGCAGCCUUGAAGCUCAAUUCUGUUGACCUGCAAAGCCCCAAGAACAACAAGGAGCACCACACGCAGGAGAUGGGCCACCAGCGGCUCAUUGUGCGCCGUGGCCAGGUCUUCUCCAUCAUCCUGAAGUUCAACAGGAACUUUCAGCCACAAACUGACAAUAUCACCUUUGUGGUUGAGACAGGACCAGAGCCCACGGAGCUGCUGGGAACCCGAGCCAAGUUUGUACUUACCCAGGCCCAACAUGGGAAUGUCUGGAGUGCGUCUAACUUCAUCGCUGACCAGAACUCCCUGCAAGUCUCCCUUUUCACACCGGCCAGUGCAGUCAUUGGCCCCUACACUCUCAAGAUCCAGAUCUCCCAGGACCAUGGUCACAGUGUGACCCACCUGGUGGGGACUUUCAUUCUGCUGUUUAACCCUUGGAGUACAGAGGAUGAUGUCUACAUGCCAAGUGAAAUCCUGCUGCAGGAGUACAUCAUGAUGGACUACGGCUUUGUUUACAAAGGUCAUGAGAAGUUCAUCACCCCGUGGCCUUGGAACUAUGGACAGUUUGAGGAGGACAUCAUAGAUAUCUGCUUUGAGAUCCUGAACAAGAGCUUGUACUACUUAAACAACCCAUCCAAAGACUACUCCCAGCGGAACGACGUGGUGUAUGUCUGCAGGGUGGUGAGUGCCAUGAUCAACAGCAACGAUGACAAUGGGGUACUACAAGGAAACUGGGGGGAAGACUACACGAGGGGGGUCAGCCCUCUGGAGUGGAAUGGCAGUGUGACCAUACUGCGCCAGUGGUCGGCCCAAGGUGGGCAGCCUGUGAAGUACGGACAAUGCUGGGUCUUUGCAGCUGUGAUGUGCACGGUAAUGAGAUGCUUAGGUGUUCCGACCCGUGUCGUUUCGAAUUUCCGAUCUGCACACAAUAUGGAUGGGAACCUGACCAUAGACACUUACUACGACUCAGAUGCAAAGAUGUUGCCGACUCAGGGACGAGACAAAGUAUGGAAUUUCCAUGUCUGGAAUGAGUGCUGGAUGAUCCGGAAAGACCUCCCUCCAGGUUACAAUGGGUGGCAAGUUCUGGACCCCACUCCCCAGCAAACUAGCAGUGGGAUGUUCUGCUGUGGCCCUGCCUCUGUGAAGGCCAUCAGAGAAGGAGAGAUCCACUUUGCCUAUGACACCCCAUUUGUGUAUGCUGAGGUGAACGCUGAUGAAGUCAUUUGGCUCUUUGGAAAUGGCCAGGCCCAGGAAAUCCUAGCUCACAACACAAGUUCAAUCGGGAGGGAAAUCAGCACCAAGAUGGUGGGGUCAGACCAGCGCCAGAACAUCACCAGCUCCUACAAGUAUCCGGAAGGAUCCCGUGAAGAGCGGAAUGUAUUCCUGAAAGCUUCUCGGAGCAUGCUGGACCAAAGAAGGGCCUCUUCACCUUUCCUGGAUCUGCUAGGGUCUGGGGGCAUGAGGGAUCAGCCAGCACAGCUGCAGCUCCACCUGGCUAGGACACCUAAGUGGGGCCAGGACCUGCUGUUCACACUGCAUGCUUGGAGGGUGCCAGACAGAGUCCACCCCCGGGGUCCCAUCCAGCUGGUGCUGCGGUUCUGUGCACAGGCUCUGCUGCACGGGGGGCAGGCACGGGAGCCCCUCUGGAGGCAAGUGGUGUACUUGAACCUGGACUUCGGGCAGGAGGUACAGUGGCCUCUUUUGCUACCCUACAACAAUUACAGAAACAGGCUGACAGAUGAAAAGUUGAUCCGGGUGUCUGGCAUUGCCAAAGUUGAAGAGACGGGGAAGUCCAUGCUUGUUCUGAAAGAUAUCUCUCUGGAGCCUCCCCACUUAUCUAUCGAGGUGUCUGAAAGAGCUGAGGUGGGUAAGGCAUUGAGAGUCUACAUCACCCUCACCAACACUCAAAUGGAGCCUCUGAGUGACUGCACAAUGAUGUUGGAGGGAAGUGGCCUCAUUGAUGGGCAGAUAUCCAAAGACCUUGGUACUCUGGUGGCUGGACACACCAUCAAAAUUCAACUCGACCUCUACCCCAUCAAAGCUGGAUCCCGCCAACUACAAGUCCUCAUCAGCAGCCGCGAGAUCAAGGAGAUCAAAGGCUACAAGGACAUCUACGUCGCUGCAGCCAGGCCUUCCUGA
Molecule: messenger RNA, 2157 nt
Organism: Elephantulus edwardii (Cape elephant shrew)
Lineage: Eukaryota; Metazoa; Chordata; Mammalia; Macroscelidea; Macroscelididae
Gene: TGM7
Product: transglutaminase 7
Exons: 13
Coding region: 1-2157 (718 amino acids)
Biological process (GO): peptide cross-linking
Molecular function (GO): protein-glutamine gamma-glutamyltransferase activity
Source: RefSeq, a predicted model, not a curated record